AUGGUUCUCUAUAACAAUGCUGGAGAGAAACUUACUGAUGGUGAGAAGAUAACAUCUGAACUUAUUUCUUUUUACAAAAAUCUCAUGGGAUCAGCAACAGAUACUGUCAAACCAGACAUGAAUAUUAUCAGUAAUGGCCCUUGUUUAAAUGCAUCACAAGAAAAAUACCUCUCAGAUCCAGUUAUCAGAGAUGAAAUUAAAGAAGCUUUGUUCUCAAUCCCUGGCAACAAAGCCCGUAGUCCUGAUGGGUAUAGUAUGUCUUUCUUCAAAUCAGCUUGGGGUAUUAUUGGGGAAGAGAUUUCUCUUGCCAUUGAGGACUUUUUCAAAACUGGUAAAUUGUUGGGUGAGAUUAACUCUACAUCCAUCACAUUGAUUCCUAAAGUGCAGUGUCCUAGAACUCCAUCAGAUUUUAGACCAAUAGCAUGUUACAAUUGUCUCUAUAAAUUCCUUUCAAAAAAUUUAACAAAUAGGAUGAAAUCACUGAUGGGGACACUAGUGAAUGAGGCUCAAAGUGCUUUUAUUAAAGGGAGACAAAUAACAAGUAAUAUUCUCCUUGCUCAUGAGCUUGUCAAGAAUUACAGCGGGAAGCAUAUUUCUCUAAGAGUUAUGCUUAACAUAGAUAUCAAAAAAGCAUUUGACACAAUCAACUGGGAUUUCCUCAAAGAUAUGCUCGUUGGUCUGGGGUUUCCUGAAGCUAUGAUAAACUGGAUAAUGGCUUGUAUUACCUCCCCUAAGUAUUCCAUUGCUCUAAAUAGAUCUUUACAUGGCUAUUUCAAAGGCAAAAGGGGUCUGAGAGACUUCAGUGCAGUUUCAAGCCUUGAAGCAAAUUCAAGCAAACGCUUAGUUUUUUUGGAGGAGUAG
Asparagus officinalis (garden asparagus) is the source of this 861-nucleotide messenger RNA. RefSeq lists its product as uncharacterized. The record is from RefSeq and is a predicted model, not a curated record. The transcript has 2 exons. Lineage: Eukaryota; Viridiplantae; Streptophyta; Magnoliopsida; Asparagales; Asparagaceae. The coding region runs from base 1 to 861 and encodes 286 amino acids.